Salmo salar (Atlantic salmon) is the source of this 4773-nucleotide messenger RNA. It is a transcript of the gene slc16a13, whose product is annotated as solute carrier family 16 member 13. Gene Ontology annotation, biological process: monocarboxylic acid transport; transmembrane transport. NCBI's taxonomy places the organism in Eukaryota, Metazoa, Chordata, Actinopteri, Salmoniformes, Salmonidae. Gene Ontology annotation, molecular function: monocarboxylic acid transmembrane transporter activity. The record is from RefSeq and is a predicted model, not a curated record.
AUAGCCUAAGUGUGAUAUGUGUAGCCUAUGGUGUUGCUUAGACUAUUCAUGCCAAUCAUCUGAGCUGCUGCUGCGCAUGCGCGUUUUGUCUAUUCGGCGAAACCCUCUUAAUAAUUUCAUUGGGAGCUGACAAGUGGGAGUUGCGAGCUGUACAAACCGAUUUAACAAAACCACAGAGGACAGACUUCAACAAUAAAUAGUCUGUCACAUAGUCCAUGAGUUACCUUCACUGCGCAGCAUGGAUUCUGCCUUCCAGUAAAACUUUCCAGAGAGCCGAAGACAAGCCUACAUUUCUGUCCAGCUCACUGGAGUCUGGUGACCAUCCUGCCCCUCUCACACCUCUCAGCCAUGGCAAAGCUGCAAGCCCCCCAGGCGCUUCAGAGCCAGCCAGCAGCCCCAGAUGGUGGGUGGGGCUGGGUGGUGGUGGGGGCCCUGUUUGUGACCUCUGUCCUGGUGUUUGGGAUAAUCCGGAGCAUGGGGGUCUUCUUCGUGGAGUUUGUGCAGUACUUUGGGGAGAGCGCCCAGGCUGUCUCCUGGAUCACAUCCAUAGGGUUGGCCAUGCAGCAGUGUGUCAGUCCAUUUGGCACAGCAUUGUGUAAUGGAUACGGUGCCAGACCUGUAGUGAUGGCAGGAGGUUGUCUCUCUGCACUGGGCUUCAUCCUGGCCUCACAGGCCACCUGCGUCACACACCUCUACCUCACGUUGGGUGUCAUCUCAGGUUCGGGCUGGGCAUUAGUAUUCACUCCUAUGGUGGCGUCAGUGAUGCAGUACUUCAACCGGAAGCGCUCCCUGGCCAUGGCGCUGGGCUUUACGGGUGUGGGCCUCUCGUCCUUCGCCUUCUCACCCCUCUUCCAGCUCUUGGUGGAGAUGUACACCUGGCGGGGUGCCCUUCUCAUCCUGGGGGGCCUCAGCCUCAACAUGGUGGCCUGCGGAGCCCUCAUCAGGCCCCUAGGGACUCACAAGGCUGUAGCUGCGCUGGCCCCAGGUGAGAGUGCCUGGUCCUGCGCCUCCAUCUUCCACCGGGCCUACUCCUACCUGGAGCUUUCCCUCCUCUUCCAGCGGCCCUUCCUCACUUACAGCCUGGCCAUCACCUUCUUCAACUGUGGCUACUUUGUGCCUUACGUCCACCUGGUGGCCCACAGCCGCAACGAGGGCUUCUCCCAGUAUCAGGCUGCCUUCGUCAUCUCAGCCACGGGUGUGACGGACAUCGUGGGCCGUUUGGUGUCCGGCUGGGCCUCGGACCUGGGCCGUCUUCGUCUGCCCCACAUGCUGGUCCUCUGGACGGGCCUGUUGGGCCUCUCCCUCCUCAUGCUGCCCCUGGGCUCCCUGGGGGGGUCCUACCCGGGCCUGCUCACCAUCAGCCUGGCCUACGGGUUCUGCGCCGGCGCCAUGACUCCCCUGGUGUUCGCGGUGGUGCCGGAGAUCGUGGGCAUGGAGCGGAUGCUGGGCGCCCUGGGGCUGCUACAGAUGAUCGAGAGCGUCGGGGGGCUGCUGGGGGGACCGCUGUCUGGUUUGCUGAAGGACCUGACAGGCAGUUACACGGCCUCCUUCCUGGUCGCUGGUGGUUUCCUCCUGCUGGGUACCAUGGUAACGACCACUUUGCCUCACUUCUUUUCCGGCACCGACCAGCACCCUCUCCAGAGACACGCCCGCAACCACAACAACAAGCAGCAGCAGAGCCCCGAGUCUGGCCUCAUGACCAACUCCAUAUCAGAGAAACUCGACCACAUAGAUACCAUACCGUACUCUCAACCGCAACUGGACCGCAACAGCCUCCAGCCAGAACCAGAGGUGUACAUGCCUUUAAACCGAAGCAGGACCGAUGAUGCCGCUACUAAAUGUUGAUUGGUUGUGUGACGUUAGCAACCAUACCUUACUUAGCCAAUAGGGCGGCUGAAUGCCUGGUUUCUCAGUGGAGUUUCAUGGUUAAGGUGCAUGAGUGCUACAGGUUUAUAUUCCGAAGUCGUGUACAUUUGUGGAGGAGGAAGACACAGACAGCAAGGCAAAAAUACAAAUGGGUAGUGUGGGAUGUCUACCGCACACAUCCAACCCAGUCAGCGGGUUCAUCAGCAGACAGUAUAUCGUGUUACAUAUGACUUGGCAGCGUUAUGACCAUGGCAUUUCACACGCAUAGCUUCUAACCAGAGGAACCUGGUGGGAGGACCUAUAGCAGGACAGGAUCAUUGUAAUGGCUGGAGUGGAAUCAAUGGAACGCUAUCAAACACAGCAACCGUAUGGAAACUCCGUUCCAUUGAUUCCAUUCCAGUCAUUACAAUGAGCCCUUCCUCCGAUAGCUCCUCCACUGCUCCAUAUGUCAUCAUGACUUUCAGAAUUUGCUCAUGUAAAGUCUGAUUUAGUUUUCUAGCUGUAGAGAAAAGAUCAACACGGUGAGUGGCAUUCGGUAUAAGAAGUCCUCAGGCAACUCAGCUAGCUAUACAUCACAGACCAUAUCAUGUGACAGACUAGUUCGUGGCAUAUGUCCAAAAAUGUUUUACCCUUCUCUCUCUCCAUCCAAACAGGGCCUAGGGGUAGCCCACAGUAGGCUACCAUAUCACUGCAGGAUCAAUGUAGGUGUACUCACAAAAUCAACCACAGCUGGAUGGCAGAAUGUUUAUUUUGUAAGGAACUUCUAAAAGCUAAACAAGGAACCGUUCACACCAGGGCCCCUAUUAGCAUUCAAUAUCUUCAAUGAGAAAGGCAUCUGAUUUGUCAUUUUAAAAACAUCAGUCGGGCUCUAUCUUUACCCAUACUAAAUAGGGAGAGGAGAAUCUGGUUUGAGUUAUUUUCCCCCACCCAACUCUCUGACUUGUCUAAUCUAGUAGGCUACGCGUAAGAUUCAGUAACACUAAUCCGUUUUCUUUUAAUCAUUCUCUGGAAUGAUUUAUUCAGAUGACUGUCAUUUGGUGUUCUAUGUCAAAAAAUAGUUGAUUGUUUUAUGUGUUUACUUCUCUGACCCCUGGGAUUAUUCAACUAACUCCUGGCCACAGUCCCAUAUGAGGAUAUGCUGCUAUGAGGAUAUGAAGAGGUUAAUUCUAAAACGCUAUAUAUCCAUUUUUCAGAAAUGUUUGUAAAUUAGCUUUUGUAGUUUAAAGAACUUAUAAAAGAGAUUGGUGUGUGUUUUUCACUAUCUAAUAGGCAUGGGGUUGUUCAAUGACAGACAUGUAUUUGUUUAAAAUCUAUCACUUGAUGGUUUCAUUUCAGAGAGAUAAAUAAUCAUGUUUUGUUGCAAACCGCUAUAUAUCCGCCUCACUCGGAGGAAUAACUAGUACUGCUAGGUUUAACACGGUCAAAUGUAAUAAAUAACGACAUCUUUUCAUAAAGAACUGCACAAAUUAUACAUUUGUUACAUCAAUAUAAAAAAAAUGAAUCAAUAUAGCAAUAUUAGAUCUGUGGGCUGUAAAAUAGUUACAUUUGACAUUUCAGUCAUUUGGCAGACGCUCUUAUCCAGAGCGACUUACAGUUCGUGCAUUCAUCUUAAGAUAGUUAGGUGAGACAAUCACAUAUCGCAGUCAAAUGUACAAAAUUCCAGCUAAACAAUGGAUAUAUAGAGUUUUGCAAAUAAAUGAAAUAGUUAAACACAUCUAAAAUCUAUUCAUUAAAAGUCGGAAAACAGUCAUAUUUUACACCCAUGAAGAUACCCAUAAGGAAUCAUUUCUGAUGAAAAAAACGUCGGAAAAUGGGUGGAUAUAGUGUUUUUGGAACAAAACUCUUCAUAUAGACUGUCUAUUCCUCAUGUACAAUAAUAUUAUACAAUCAUAUAUUUUGGACUAAACACCAAAGGAACUCCAAAAGAUUGAGCUUAGUGUAGAUGGAAGCACAGCCUCAGGGGCAUGGACUCUACAAGGCGUCGAAAGCAUUCCACAGAGAUGCUGGCCCAUGUUGACUCCAAUGCUUCCCACAGUUGUGUCAAGUUGGCUGGAUGCCCUUUGGGUGGUGGACAAGGGAUCAUAGCUUUCAGUCUACAUCUUGAAAAGAGCAGGUGUUCUUAACGUUUUAUAUACUCAGUGUAUAUCUAGACUUCCAAGUUUUUGAAAAGAUCAUCAAAGGACGAGGUGUUUUCCCAAAGCAAGUAUGGAAUAGGCUACCUACUGACAUGUAGUUACUCACUGACAGUGUGCUCUCCUAAUUUCCUGAACUUUCUCAGUUCAGUCAAUCAACGUAAUCUUCUGUUUACUGAAUAUCAAGUGCUGUUCAAAUUGUAUGUAGUUACUCUCAUGUGAAUUUCUCUUGUUCAUCAUUUAUUUCCAUGUUUUUUUCUUUCUUUUUUUGCAAGGUGAGGGCUAGACAAUUUUUCCCCCGACCCAAAUCUGUUCGUGCUGUCUUCCAACUCCUCUGGUCAUUGUCGCGCCGAACAAUUUGACAGAUCUGGGACCAGGCUAAGACAAUCAUGAUCUGGAUUUGGUUGGCAGAACACUUCUAGGUAAUCUAAUUGGUCAGUUGAUACUUUUGUCAGUGACUAUAUUCACAUGUACACCAGAGGAGGCUGGUGGGAAGAGCUAUAGGAGUAUGGGCUCAUUGUAAUGGCUGGAAUGGAAUGGUCUCAAACAUAUGGAAACCACGUUUGACUGCGUUCCAUUUAUACCAUUCCAGCCAUUACAAUGAGCCGUUCUCCUAUAGCUCCUUCCACCAACCACCACUGAUGCACAUAGUAUUCCGGAUAAUAGCUCAUAUCCCAGUUAAGGUCUUAUUCAGGAUAAGAUGUUUAUAUGCACUUUUGCUAUCCCGCUUAUAAGUAUUUCUGUAUCCAUGAAUAAACAAAAUAUUCCUAAUUUG